Dicrocoelium dendriticum is the source of this 378-nucleotide messenger RNA. Lineage: Eukaryota; Metazoa; Platyhelminthes; Trematoda; Plagiorchiida; Dicrocoeliidae. The record is from the annotation of a GenBank genome assembly.
AUGAGAUUUGGCGGGCGUCCACGAAGCUGCUGUGUGCGCAUUAACACCGCCCAAUUGGUGAAGUCAGCUGUUUUGAAUGCCUAUCAAAUUACGCUGUCAUGCGAGUUGGAUAAACGCUCACUGGAUGCAAUUGAUGCUCACUGGUGUCAUAUUCACCAGAUCAUAGUAGCAGCAGGAAACUCCUCAUAUGCUAAGUCCAAUCGCCAACCUGGACAUUGGGUCGCUUCACAGUCUCUGGAACUUAUAGAUGCUCGCCGGCAUAUUCCGGCUGGAAACGAACACAAUGAAACUCGCAAAGAGCUCCGGGCAAAACUCCGUGCUAGCCUGAAGAGAGACUGGGAAUCUGGUAGUCUCUACGAGCGUCAAAGAAGGAAGUAA